Molecule: messenger RNA, 1236 nt
Organism: Eimeria mitis
Lineage: Eukaryota; Apicomplexa; Conoidasida; Eucoccidiorida; Eimeriidae
Exons: 9
Coding region: 1-1236 (411 amino acids)
Cellular component (GO): small-subunit processome
Source: RefSeq, a predicted model, not a curated record
AUGCGCUUGCUGCAGCCCCAACAGCAGCAAGCUGCGGCUCCGUCAGCAGCUGCUGCUGCUGCUGCUGCGCAGCAACAGCAGCAGCAGCAACAGCAGCAGCAGCAGCAGCAGCAGCAGCAGCAGCAGCAGCAGCAGCAUACGAGUGCUUUUUGGAAAGAGCAAAGGCAAGAGCAGCAGCGGCAGACGUGCAGAUGCAUAGCAGCAGCAGCAGCAACAGCAGCAGCAACGGCAACAGAAACAGCAGCAGCAACAGCAGCAGAAACAGCAGCAGAAACAGCAGCAACACCAGCACCACCACCACCAGCACCAGCACCAUUACCAGCAGCAGCAGCACCACCACCACCAGCAGCAGCAGCAGCAGCAGCAGCAGCAGGAGCAGCAGCAGCAGCAGCAGCAGCAUACAUCCUGGGCCCAAUCCUUUUCUCUAGAGCUCCCCCAAUAGGCAUGCCUAUAGCCAUGCUGCUGAAUCCUGCUGCAGUGAUAGCAGCAGCAGCAGAAAGACGAAUGACUGAUGCAGCGGAGCAGCAGCAGCAGCAGCAGCAGCAGCAUUACCAGCAGCAGCAGCAGCAGCAGCAGCAGCAGCAAGAAGGGGCCUACUUUGAUGGGACCUUUGUUGCUGCUUGUAUCCACCACAAAGUAAAUGCAGCAGAGCUGCUGCCGCGGGUUCUCUGCGGCAAAACCCGAAUGUUGGUUACGCCCUGCAUCAUGAAAGAGCUUCGCAGCCUCCCGGGGGCAGAAGGAGCAGCAGCAGCAGCAAAACGCUACCCCAGGUACCCGUGUAAGCAUGAAGAGGAAGCAGCAGCAGCAGCAGAAGCUGCUGCUGCUGCUGCUGCUGCUGCCCUUGCUACGCCUGUUAUAGAAGACGAUGAUACUGCAGCAGCAGCAGCAGCAGCAGCAGCAGACAGCGGAGAAGCAGCAGCAGCAGCAGCAGCAGCAGCAGAUGCUGUUGCUUCUCCCGUUCCUAAGAAGAAUCCACAGCAGCAGCAGCAGCAGCAGCAGCAGCAGCAGCAGCAGCAGCAGCAGCAGCAAGAAGCUGCUGCUGCCGAAGCAGAAGUUUUUGCAUCACCCAGCUCUUAUAAAGGGAGAGCUGCCUACUGGAGGGUGCAACCUCCGCAGCAGCAGCAACAGCAGCAACAGCAACACCAACAACAACAACAACAGCAGCAGCAGCAGCAGCAGCAGCAGCAGCAGCAGCAGCAGCAAAGGAGACAGUUGACGAUGCCUACAGCUGCAUAG